Messenger RNA from Opisthocomus hoazin, 492 nucleotides. The record is from RefSeq and is a predicted model, not a curated record. Lineage: Eukaryota; Metazoa; Chordata; Aves; Opisthocomiformes; Opisthocomidae.
AUGGUGAUUCCAUGUUCCCUUUUCCGUUCCAGCACUGAGAACACCCCAAUGAUCGCCGGCCUUGGCCAGGCUGCAGAGUUGGUGAGCAAGAACUGGGAGGCCUAUGAGGCUCAUAUGCGGGAUGUUCGGGAUUACCUGGAGGCCAGGCUGGAGGCCUCCUUUGGGAAGCAAAGGAUCCACUUCAACAGCCAGUUCACGGGCUCCAAGCGCCUCUGCAACACCUCUAACUUCUCCAUCCUGGGCCCAGGCCUUCAAGGGCGAAGGGUGCUGUCUCGCUGCAAGACGCUUCUCGCCAGCGUUGGGGCUGCCUGCCACUCUGAGAAAGGGGACCGGCCCUCCUCAAUUCUGCUCAGCUGCGGGAUCCCUUACGACGUGGCGCAGAAUGCCUUGCGGCUGAGCGUGGGGCGAGAGACCACUCGGGCCGAUGUGGACCUGGUUGUGCAGGACCUCCUGCAGGCUGUGGCGCAGCUGGACCCGGACCAAGCCCUGUAG